This is a messenger RNA of Teleopsis dalmanni, 1724 nucleotides long. Its product is annotated as axoneme-associated protein mst101(2)-like. The record is from RefSeq and is a predicted model, not a curated record. Bases 125 to 883 code for a protein of 252 amino acids. NCBI's taxonomy places the organism in Eukaryota, Metazoa, Arthropoda, Insecta, Diptera, Diopsidae. The transcript has 2 exons.
AAGAUUCUAAGAUUUUAUUCAAAAAUUUGUUUGUGAAAACAGGGACGGAAAUUUAAGUGCUUUAAUAUUCAGAUUCAGUAAAAUUCAGAUUAUUUUUCGGAUUUUAAAAACUUAUUGAAAAAGGAUGGGUAACAUUUGCUCUUCAUUAAUCACACCAUCGGAUAUGAAAAUAAAUAUGUCCAAGCCACUUUUAACUCACAACAAUGAAUUGCCACAGGGACAGAAUAAUAAUCUUAUUCCCAAAUCGACUUGUAGCUGCCAUAUUAAGAGUAAGAAAAGGCUUCAACCAGGAAAAAGAAAAAAACCUAUCGGAAACUCACUUAAACGCAAAAAUAAAGCUGUUCGGAAGAAAGUAAAAAAACUGGGUAAGUCUGCUAAAAACUUAAUGAGUAAUUCAAUAACAGCAAAUCAAGAGCAGGAACAACUUGAUGAGGAAGACUUGUGUUGCUGCAGUACUCAGAGUCUUCCCAUUACAGAAGUUGUUUCUAACGAAGAAUAUGAAGAAUACUCUGAUCAAUUUAUCAAGCAAGGAAAACGUAAGAGGCAAUGUAAAAUGUCCAAAAAGGCUAAAAAAAGAACAGUGAAGAAAAAUAAAGUUUGUCAAAGACUGUGCUGUCGUUGUAAAGCUGCUAACUGCUCUAUUACCGAAAAACUGUUUUCUAGUCAAAAAUCAAAGAAGACGAAAAAAGCUAAGAAGUACAAGAAAGCUGGAAAUAAUACAUGCCGUAAUAGUACAGAUAAUUGCCUACCUGCAGAAGAACUAACUGUUGAACAGGACCAUUUGAAUGACCACCGAAGCAAGCAAGAGAAAGGAGAAGAGUGUUGUCAACUUGGUGGGAUGUUGAGACAAACAACUAAACCCAAAAAAGUUGUGGUUGUCUAAAGGAACCAAUAAUUAACAUUCCAAAAAUAAGCAAUUGCAAAAUUUUGGUACUACUUUUAAAAAUUCAAUAUAAAUCUUAAAGUGCAGUUGUGCAUCACUAAAAUGCAUUCAUUGGAAUAACAAAAAACAACAUAUUACCAUAACAUCUAUUUUAGAUACAUACAAAAUGAAGGUUCGGGAUUUUCUAUGUAUAAAAACUUUGUUUUCGAAUAUUUUAUCUACAAAUUUGAUUAUUUGAUUUAAGUUUAAACAGUUUAAAUAGUGUUAUAGAUUAACAAGAGCUCCAAAAUUCUGUAUGAUAAAAUUUCAUAAAGAUUAGAAGCAUCAAAACAAGUUUCAUAUAAUUGUGAACAAAUAACUAUGUAUGGAUAGCAAACUUAUUCUUCUUAACGGCACUUAAUUCUAAAACGUCUAGGGGAAUAAAAAUUCUUAAGUUAUUCUAAAGUGAAUAUAGAACAUAAAACUAAAAUAAAUAAGUGGUAAAGACCACUGCAAUAUGGUACAAUUCUCCAAUUCCACAGAAGAAUUAUCAUAUCAACAUCUCAUAGAGAACUAUUCGUUAUUAGAAACUUAAAUGAGUUGUUGUCCUGUCAGUUUGAAUAAUUCUUGUUGUUGUUGUCCUGUCCUGUUAUUUUCUAGUGAAUUCUAGUGAAAUAGUUUUUCUAAUAUAAUAAAAUGUGAAAUACAUUAAGUUUUAUACCAAAAUUUUGUAAAUAUUGCUAGGAUACCAUAUAUUUUUUGAGUCACUCGAUUUACUUCGUAAAUCCUAAAAUUCAUUUAACUGUUCUUGGAUGAUAAUGGCGAGCUUGUAAUAAAAAACGUUUGCAUCUAUUAUCAUCUG